This is a messenger RNA of Theobroma cacao (cacao), 1380 nucleotides long. RefSeq lists its product as uncharacterized. NCBI's taxonomy places the organism in Eukaryota, Viridiplantae, Streptophyta, Magnoliopsida, Malvales, Malvaceae. The record is from RefSeq and is a predicted model, not a curated record.
UCUCUUCUUGAAGCCCAUCCAAACUUGCUCUUUUUCUCCACCUCUCUCUCUUCUUCUCUCUCUUUGUUAGCGAUCUGCUGCAUGCCUAACUUUGAACGCUCAAUGCUUUCUCAAAUCGUGAGAUUUUUCUGAGUUUUUUUUUAUGCAAUUCUAUUUUGGUUUCAAUACCAUUUAGUUGUCGUGGAGAAAAAUAAGUUAGAUAUAGUACUUGAAACAACCCAUAAAAUCUACUACCGUUUCCCCCUUUUAGCUUGAAUCUAAUCAAGUAAUCCUCCAGAAAAAGGCAACAAUUUUUACAUUUUUGGGCUAAAUCUCUCUCAAAUGACGGGAUUCUUCUUUCAUCAUUUCUGCCUGAAUCGCUCUCAGAGCAUGGGUCGUCACUUGAGGGCUAUGAGAGUGAGAUUGGCAAGGAAAAGAAGGGCCAUCAGGCGUAUGCGGCAGUCGCUAAGUGCUCUGCGAAUUGCAGCUGAACAGAUUGACCGACGGAACGAGCGAAUGAUUGCUGAGAAUGCUCUCAUUGAUCAAUUGGUUUACAAUCUUCUGGCUGAGAUUGAAAACAAUCCUUUAAUCAGGAACGCUUUUGAAGGAAUCGAUGCUCAGAAUCUUGAUGAAAGGAACCAAGCUCAACUUCCCCGUGGCGGCGGCGGAGUCGAUGACCGCCGUGAAUAGUGUGAUGGUGGGCUUUAUUACACUAGAGGUGGUGGUGGAGCUUAAGGUUUUAUGGGGCCUUUCUCUUUUCUUGUGUCUUGUUGUUUAUUUAUACCAUAAUGAUGGCUCCCCUUGAGUCUAUAAUAACUGCUUCAAUGAUUAUAUGAUUAUUGAUUAUGGCUUCUUAUGGCGAAUUCCUGUGUUGAUGUAAUUGCAAAAGGAGGGGUGGAUAAGGAAGAACUGUUUGUGGCUUGGAUCUAAGAAGGUCGAACAGGUACAAGAUAGGUGGAUUCACUCUGUUUGGGCCGGUGUAUGGUGCAGGUUGAGGAUUGGAAGCUAAUGUCUCUGUUGACAUGUGCAUGGAAUCUGCAUUCUGGUUCUGCUUGUGUUGUUUGCCUGUUUAGUGUGUGGUGCAUUGCAGUUAUUGACGAGGAUGUAAUCUGGAACUGUCUAUUGUCGGGGUAUCUCCUCCUGUUGGUGGUUUACGAAGCUUGUGGCAGGGGCCGUAUGCUGUUAUUGUAUUGGAUUCUGUUAUAUGUAGGGGGGAUAUUAACGUGGGAUUAAUGUUUGUGUGAUGUAAUUGGGGGUCUGCUCUUGAUAUGUAGGUCUGCUUUUGUGAGGUAUUUUGACAUUGGCAGGGUGUGAUAUUUUCUGAUGUAUUGGCCUUAAGCCGAGAGGCUUAUGCUGCUGAUGUUAUUCAUCAUGAUCAAUAAAAUGAAUUGGCUUAUCAAA